Molecule: messenger RNA, 2160 nt
Organism: Linnemannia hyalina
Lineage: Eukaryota; Fungi; Mortierellomycota; Mortierellomycetes; Mortierellales; Mortierellaceae
Source: the annotation of a GenBank genome assembly
AUGUCCUCAUUCCUCCUCUCCGCCAACAGGGCUGCCCUCCGUAUGCGAUGGGGCACCUCCAUCAAUCCCGUCUCAGCCAAACCCUUCCGCUGGUACACAACAGAGAUUGAGCGCAAGCCAUUGUUCGACAAGAUCCUCAUCGCCAACCGUGGUGAGAUUGCCUGCAGAAUUAUGAGGACCGCCAAGAAGCUCGGAAUCAAGACUGUUGCCGUCUUCAGUGAUGCCGACAGAAACGCCCUCCACGUCAAGAUGGCCGACGAGGCUUACAACAUCGGACCAGCAGCAUCUGCAGAGAGUUACCUCAAGGUCGACAAGAUCAUCGAGGUCGCCAGAAAGAGUGGAGCUCAGGCCAUCCAUCCCGGAUAUGGUUUCUUGUCUGAGAACGCUGGCUUCGCCGAACGCUUGGCCAAGGAGAACAUCACUUUCAUCGGACCCCCCGGCAGCGCCAUGACCUCAAUGGGAUCCAAGAGCGAGUCCAAGUUUAUUAUGCAGGCCGCCAAGGUCCCCGUUGUUCCUGGAUACCACGGUGAGAACCAGGAUGAUGCCUUCUUGAAGGCCGAGGCUGCCAAGAUCGGAUACCCCGUCUUGAUCAAGGCCGUCAAGGGAGGUGGAGGAAAGGGUAUGCGUAUCGUCGAGACUCCCGAGGACUUCGAAAUCAUGUUGGAGUCCUCCAGACGUGAGGCCAUGAAGUCCUUCAGUGACGACAAGGUCUUGGUCGAGAAGUACUUGGUUACCCCUCGCCACGUCGAGGUCCAGGUCUUUGCCGAUACUCUCGGAAACGCCGUCUACUUGUUUGAGCGUGAUUGCAGUGUUCAGCGCAGACAUCAAAAGAUUCUGGAGGAGGCCCCUGCCCCCGGUCUUUCUGAGGAGCUCAGACGCGAUUUGGGAGAGAAGGCCGUCGCCGCUGCCAAGGCUGUCAACUACGUUGGAGCAGGAACUGUCGAAUUCAUUAUGGACAACACUGACCAAAAAUUCUACUUUAUGGAGAUGAACACCCGUCUUCAAGUCGAGCAUCCCAUCACCGAAAUGAUCACCAACACCGAUUUGGUUCAGUGGCAGCUCGAGGUCGCUGCUGGAAACAGAUUGCCCAAGCUCCAGCAUGAGUUGAAGAUGGACGGAUGGGCGUUUGAGGCUCGUAUCUAUGCCGAAAACCCCAGCAACGACUUCUUGCCCGAUGUCGGUCCCCUCCUUCACGUCCAGACCCCCGAGGCCUCGGAUACCGUUCGUUUGGAGACUGGAUUCGUUCAGGGAGAUGAGAUCUCUGUUCACUACGACCCCAUGAUCGCCAAGUUGGUUGUCCAUGGUGAAAACAGAACCGCUGCUCUCCGUGUCCUCCGCAAGGCCUUGAGCGAGUACGAGGUUGUCGGAUUGAACACCAACAUUGAGUUCUUGAAGACCCUCGCUGCCCACCCCGCCUUCAUUGCCGGAGAGGUUGAGACUGGAUUCAUCAAGAAGUACGAGACCGAUAUGUUCAAGCCCGCUCCUCCUCUUGACCCCGCCACCGUUGCCCAGGCCUCGUUGUCGAUGGUCUUGAGAGAUCUCGAGGCCUCCAAGGAGGCUGCCGUUGCCGCUCAGGAUGGCUCCUCUCCCUUCACCCUCAACUCUGGCCUCCGCCUCAACCAGGUCAGCGAACAGAAGCUCGCCUUCAAGCUCGAGGACCAGGACGUCCAGGUCGGUGUCGAGUUCAACAAGGAUGGAACCUACAACGUCCGUGUUCAGACCCCCAACAAGACCACUGUCUUCAGCAAGGUGAUGGCCAAGUUGGCUGGUGAGAGCAGCGUUAUUGCCGAGAUUGAGAACCGCAUGUACAAGACCAGCGUUGUCCAGGAGGGCGACCAGAUCCACGUCUUUGCCGAAGAGGGCAAGGUCACUUUGGACGUUCCCCAGCCCAAGUUCUUGACUGUCGGAAAGGAGGAGAAGGCCGGUAGCUUGCGCACCCCCAUGCCCUGCAAGAUCUCCCAGGUCAUGUGCAAGCCCGGUGACAAGGUCGUCAAGGGUCAGGCUCUCGUCAUUCUCGAGGCCAUGAAGAUGGAGCAUAUCAUCAAGUCGCCAGUGGACGGUAUUGUCUCUGACGUCUUCUUCAACGUUGGAGAGAUGGUUGCAGAGAACAAGUCCUUGAUUGGUUUCGAGGAGAAGGAGGAGGAGGAGAAGAAGGCUUAA